GCCAAGUAUCGGUUAGAGUACAUCGCUAACGAGCAAAAAAGUUUGUGCGUCAAGAUUUUUCACAUUUUUUCAUCUUUUUAACGUUUUGUCCCGCAACUUAAACGACCAAACAAUAACCAAGAGCAAGGCCCAUGACCAAAGAGCACACAGAGUGAAAUCCCAGUUCUUAAAACAGCUCCAAGUGAGAAUAAUCCCAAACAAAAGAAACAACAAUGCACAUAUAGCUGCCCGUGCGUUUGUGUGUGUGCAUUGUGUUUUUUUUUUGUUUAUUUGGCUAAUUCUGUGGUGGCCUACGUGAUUAAAAUAAGCGCAAGCGAACUAACAGUGAAAUGUUGGCUAAAACGAGCCGCGUGCCGUAAUUCGCAUUGAUAAUUGAUAGCCGUAAUCUGUGAGUGCUAGUGUGUGUGCGAGAUUGUGUGUGUGUGUAACUGGGGCGAAGGUGGAGCAAGAAAAAAACAGAGAGCGCAGUCAAGGUUAAAAUAAGUAGACGCCUUCGGUUCUCCAGGAAAAUGCAAUGAGUAGGGGUCGCGGAAAGGUCAGGGACUCAGCCAGCGAUUCCGAUUCCCGUUCCGGAUCCAAGUCGGCAAUGGACCCCCCGCGCUGCUCCACCUGCGGCACCCAGCAACAGCUGCUGCGCUGCGCGAAGUGCAAGGCCGUCUACUACUGCUCCCCCGCCCACCAGCACCUCGAUUGGCCGACUCACCGCACCGAGUGCCGUCUUCUGGCCCGCCAAAAGGUCAACAGCAGCAGCAACAACAACAAGCACCAGCAGCAGCAACAGCGGCAAAUUCAGCAACUGCAACAAGCGGUGGCGUCCGCCAAUCUGGAGGGCAGUGGCGCCGGCGCUAACUGCUCCACCGCCCAGAUGAUGACGCCUGCCCACCAGGCGCAGAGUUGGCCCGCCGAGGUGGACAGCCUGCUGAAUCUCCUCGGACAACCGGAUAGCCAAGCGCAGACGGGUCCAGCGGAAACGGAAGCGGGUCAAAAUCACCACCUGCAGCACCAAAACCACUCCCACUCCCACCAUCAUCAUCAUCAUCAUGGCGAGAAGAGCUCCAGCUUUCAAAUUGGACUGGCGGAUGCCAGCUUCAUGGGAUCGGGAAGUGAGCGGCGCUACGAGGAUCUGUGCCGGAACAUCAUCAGUGAUAUGAACCAGUACGGCCUGUCCGUGGUGGACGACUUCCUGGGCAUGGACACGGGUCUGAAGAUCCUCAACGAGGUCCGCAGCAUGUACAUCGCCGGGGCCUUUCAAGAUGGCCAAGUGGUGACCAACCAGAUGGCCGAUGCUCCGGCCUCAGGAGUGAAAGGCGACAAGAUCAGGGGCGAUAAGAUCAAGUGGGUUGGUGGCAACGAGCCGGGCUGCAGCAACGUCUGGUAUCUGACCAAUCAGAUUGACUCAGUGGUGUAUCGCGUCAAUACGAUGAAGGAUAACGGUAUUCUGGGGAACUACCACAUUAGGGAGCGGACGAGGGCCAUGGUCGCCUGCUAUCCAGGAUCGGGUACGCAUUAUGUGAUGCAUGUGGACAACCCCAAAAAGGACGGACGCGUUAUAACAGCCAUCUAUUACCUGAAUAUUAACUGGGAUGCCAGCGAAAGCGGCGGCAUGCUACGAAUUCGUCCAACGCCCGGAACAACGGUGGCGGACAUUGAGCCCAAGUUCGACAGGCUGAUAUUCUUCUGGUCGGACAUCCGCAAUCCGCACGAAGUGCAGCCCGCUCAUCGCACCCGCUACGCCAUCACCGUCUGGUACUUCGACGCCAAGGAGCGCGAGGAGGCCCUGAACAGGGCCAAGCUGGAGAACAGCAAGACGAACAACGUGGCUGCCCAAGCCCAAGCCCACCAGGCGGAACCCGACUCAACCACCACCCCGCAUACCCCGCACACCACGACAACAGCAGCCGCGCCCUCAUCCUCAUCCAGCCUGCCGGCCAGCAUGUCCACGGGAACGGGAGCGUUGAAUGCCAACGUGUCGAGCAACGCCUGCGCAGCCAGCAGCGAAAUUUGCACGUAACCAAGCAGGCGACGCAGCUAAAGGGCAACCAAAAAGUGUAAAUUAUUUCCAACCAAACACACAUGUAUAAAGCUAGUUAAAAACUAUUUAUAGCUCCGGACGGGCGUCAGCCCAAUCCCGAAUUGCGAAAGUGAAUCAAAGCUCCUUUAGUCGUUAAGCCUUCUAGUUUAGCAUCUAAGUCGUACCCUUAGUUAUUCUCGCAUUAACCAUUAGCUUACUGCCUUGUCAGCGUCCGAGUUGAUUGUUUACUAAUUAUUAGUUUGUUGCAUCUUUGUCAGGACCUUUUGCCUAGCUCAUUCUUAGUUUGUGGCUGCCAAAGUAUUAUACCUAAACAGAAGUUAACCAUCUUCAAUAACAACAGCAACAGUCGCGACGCUCAUUGUAUCCUAUCUCAAAAUUAUUUAACAAGCCAGCGAAUCGCUUGGCAUCCCACUCAAUCAGUUAACUCUCAUUCAUCUAGCUAGAAAACUUUUUGAUAUCGUUUACAUCUAAUAACAAGCGGAAAUAUAUGUCUGUCAAAAAUCUGUCUCUUGUUAUCCUAUAAAUCAUGAAAUAUGUAUAUUUAUGGCAUAUCUACAUAUUAUACGUAUAUUUUUAUAUUAAAAGAACGCCUGAGCAAAUGAAA
Drosophila ficusphila is the source of this 2636-nucleotide messenger RNA. RefSeq names its product egl nine homolog 1 (gene Hph). Gene Ontology annotation, cellular component: cytoplasm; nucleus. Lineage: Eukaryota; Metazoa; Arthropoda; Insecta; Diptera; Drosophilidae. The record is from RefSeq and is a predicted model, not a curated record. Gene Ontology annotation, biological process: peptidyl-proline hydroxylation to 4-hydroxy-L-proline; cellular response to hypoxia. The transcript is spliced from 5 exons. Gene Ontology annotation, molecular function: ferrous iron binding; L-ascorbic acid binding; peptidyl-proline 4-dioxygenase activity. The coding region runs from base 515 to 2011 and encodes 498 amino acids.